Messenger RNA from Chanos chanos (milkfish), 778 nucleotides. RefSeq names its product ATP synthase membrane subunit c locus 1 (gene atp5mc1). The transcript has 5 exons. Gene Ontology annotation, biological process: proton motive force-driven ATP synthesis; proton transmembrane transport. Gene Ontology annotation, molecular function: proton transmembrane transporter activity. Lineage: Eukaryota; Metazoa; Chordata; Actinopteri; Gonorynchiformes; Chanidae. Bases 90 to 506 code for a protein of 138 amino acids. The record is from RefSeq and is a predicted model, not a curated record.
UGACAGUUUUACACGGUGUACUCACUGACUGCCGUUGCACCCUGUACAAUAUUCGCUGGGCCUGUGUGUUUAAUUAGAAGGCUUCAGACAUGUAUGCCUGUGCUAAGUUUGUCACCUCUCCUGCUGUGCUACGUGGAGGAUCCAGAGUCCUGGCCCGGCCUGUGUCCGCGUCCAUCUUCAACCGGCCUGAAGCCAGACCUGAACAGGCCCUUUUGCCCGUUAGCGAAGCCUCCGCACUGACCGUAGCACGGGCCUUCCAGACCAGCGCUGUGUCCAGAGACAUCGACACCGCAGCCAAGUUCAUCGGUGCCGGUGCCGCCACAGUGGGAGUGGCCGGAUCAGGAGCCGGAAUCGGAACCGUCUUCGGCAGCCUCAUCAUUGGCUAUGCCAGGAACCCCUCCCUGAAGCAGCAGCUCUUCUCCUACGCUAUCCUGGGCUUUGCCUUAUCUGAGGCUAUGGGGCUCUUCUGUCUGAUGGUGGCUUUCCUUAUCCUGUUUGCCAUGUAACCUGGACACCUUGCCCCUCCACCCUUUUUUUUUUUUCUUUUUUUUUUCUUUCUUUUUUUUUUUUUUUCUGCCCCCAGUUCAAGAGCUCCCUCUGCCCAGCGACUGUAUCUCCGUCGCGCAGCUCACAAGACCGUGGCAACGGCAUUCCAUCAAAAACGAAUACAAAUCCUACCUUUUUAUGUUCCACUAUGUAAAUGUUUUUCAGAAGUUUUAUGUAAAAUCUCACUUCGGUUUAGACAGUCUGUCUGAAUAAAUGGUUGGGAUAACUUUAA